AUGGCGGGACAAGUGCGCCAGCCGAUAGACAUCUCCUCGUUGGAGCGGUAUAUUGACCAACACGUUCCAGCCCUCAGGACUUCUCUGGAUUUCGGCUUUGGUCAAUCCAACCCUACCUACCAGCUUACCGCCGCUGAUGGCAAGAAGGUCGUUCUCCGCAAAAAGCCUCCUGGCAAGCUACUCUCGAAAACAGCACACAUGGUCGAGCGGGAGUACAAGAUUAUCUGUGCUCUGAGAUCCACCGAUGUUCCUGUUCCGGAGGUACACUGCCUCUGCGGGGAUGACAGCGUGACCGGUACCCCCUUCUAUAUUAUGGACUUCCUGGACGGGCGACAUUUCACGGACCCAUCGAUGCCUGGAGAUGCAUUGCAGACUCUGGCCAAAUUCCACUGUGUGGCCCCCAAGUCCGUCGGACUCGAGACAUUCGGCAAACCGACCGGAUUCUUCGACCGCCAGAUCGCAACAUUAACCGCCAUCUCGAAGGCUCAGGCCCAGGUGGUAGACGCAGACACCAGAGAGCCCGUCGGAGAGCUCCCCCACGUCCAUGACAUGGUGCGUUUCUUCUCGAACAAGACCGCCCAGCCGCUGGAUCGCGGUACUCUAGUACACGGCGACUACAGGAUCGAUAACAUUAUCUUCCACAAAACGGAGCCGCGUGUGAUCGGGAUUCUAGAUUGGGAGAUGGCGACGGUCGGACACCCGCUGUCAGAUUUCUGCAAUCUCACCAGCCCCUACAUUAUGGACGGGGUGGACAACCAGGUCGACCUGUUUCAGCCUGGCAAGACGCCAGGCUUACCCUCUCGCGAGGACUGCAUUCGCUGGUACAGCGAGGUCGCUGGCUGGAACCCGGCCGUCGACCUGCUCUGGGGUGAUGCGUUCUUCGCUUUCCGGGGCUCCGUGAUCAUGCAGGGCAUUGCGGCCCGAUUUGCAGGUCGACAGGCUAGCAGCGCCAGGGCAGUCAAUUAUGCGAAGAGGGCAAAGCCGUUUGCUCUCGGAGCUUGGGAGCGGGUGAAACAGGUAGAGAGGGCCGUAUCAGAGAAGGGCAAGUCGUAG
This is a messenger RNA of Penicillium daleae, 1053 nucleotides long. RefSeq names its product phosphotransferase family protein. Lineage: Eukaryota; Fungi; Ascomycota; Eurotiomycetes; Eurotiales; Aspergillaceae. Bases 1 to 1053 code for a protein of 350 amino acids. The transcript has 3 exons. The record is from RefSeq and is a predicted model, not a curated record.